AUGUCUAAUCAGUCGCUGCCACAGAUGCAGGGCGUGCAGGUCUUGCCGUCGUUGAACAUGAGGGGCGGCGGGGCCGUCAACGCGGCGCCCGGGACGGGUGGCGCCACCGCACAGCAGCAGCAGCAGCAGCAGCAGCAACAACACCAACACCAACAGCAGCUGCAGGCGGCGGUCCAGCCGCCGCAGCCGCAGCUACAGACUGGGCUCGUUCCGCACGGCGCGCUCUCCGCGCAGGGCCAGCACCCGGGCGGAUUAGCGCUGCCGCAUCCGGGCCAGCCGCUGUCCAUGCCGUAUAUCCCGCAGGUGGGCCCGCAUCUGGGGCUGUCGCUGGGGGCGCUGGGCGGCGUUAGCGGCGUUAGCGGCGCGGUCAACGGCGUGCGCGUGACGUCGUCCAGCGCGACACCGCAGCCGCCAGGCGCGGGCGCCGGGCCGGCCGCUGGCGCGGCCGGCGGCGCCGCCGCAGACGCGCGCGCCAGCGAGGGCGAGCACCUCGACAACUCGACGGGGCAGCUGAUCGGCAAGUCGGGCAAGCCACUGCGCAACACCAAGCGUGCGGCGCAGAACCGCAACGCGCAGAAGGCGUUCCGGCAGCGGCGCGAGCGGUACAUCAAGGACCUGGAGGUCAAGGCCAAGGAGUACGACCGCAUGGACGCCCAGACCGCGGCGCUGGUGCAGGAGAACGAGUCGCUCAAGCGGUACGUGCUGGAGCUGGAACAACGGCUGGGGGUCAGGCGGGCCGCUUCCACCGUGGGCCUGCCGCACGAGGCACACCCGGCGAUCAAGCCCCCGGAGUGA
Lachancea thermotolerans CBS 6340 is the source of this 795-nucleotide messenger RNA. Its product is annotated as bZIP transcription factor. Gene Ontology annotation, cellular component: RNA polymerase II transcription regulator complex. The transcript has a single exon. Bases 1 to 795 code for a protein of 264 amino acids. NCBI's taxonomy places the organism in Eukaryota, Fungi, Ascomycota, Saccharomycetes, Saccharomycetales, Saccharomycetaceae. The record is from RefSeq and is a predicted model, not a curated record. Gene Ontology annotation, molecular function: DNA-binding transcription activator activity, RNA polymerase II-specific; transcription cis-regulatory region binding.